AUGAGCUCAUCUAUCCCAAGCAUUCCCACCCCCCACGGACACAUCUGUGAUGGGGUCCGUGUCAAGCCUAUGUCCGUAGAGCUGCCCAUAGAACUCGUACUAGAGAUCUUGGAAAUAGCCGCGGCAUCAUCGCAUCUCUCCGCGGCGGCUAUCUCGCGCGUCUCCUCAUGGGCACGAAAGCUCGCCCUCCCGUGUCUCUUCGAGACGCUACUCUAUCCCGUGAUUACCUUGAAUGAAAUAAACUGGACGUCUGGUCAAUACUUCACCAAGCCAUACAUACCAAGGCACCUCCCUGGACCCAGUAUACCACUCCCUCUUCACGUCGGGCACCAUGUCCGUAACCUGUGGGUAGAAAGAGGUAACAGAGGCUCUCCCAUGGAUGAGAUAAAUCUGUUCGACAUCUGUCCGGAUGUCGAGCACCUCGCGAUCCAGUCUUCGUCCAUCGGAGCACUGUAUACGACGUGCAGAGCCGGAUCGAGAUUCCCAUGCUCUGUGCGACGCGUUACUAUGAUCACCCCCAGCCCGCGCUACGAGAUUCAUGUCCUCGACGGACUCCGUCUCGCAAAUGGCAGCCUGUUCCUGCAUAAUAUCACACACCUACAUAUGCUCGACCUCAGAAUGUCCACGUACGUGCCCUACGACCGACUGCCCAACCUCACACACCUUGCAGUGCCCUACCUCGAUCUCGGGGCCAACAUAGCUCAAGAGCCUCUCCGGACGCCCAAUGGUGUCUUAGACCACCCGCCCUUGAAGAUGCUCGUCCUGACUGUCGACGAGGCGAAGUACAUGGGCAAUUCCUGGUACCAUACACCUCGCCUGUACGCGAAUGGGGCGCCGAUGGCGGAGUUCACGUCUCCGCGCGCGAGCUUCAGCUUUUUCAUGCGGCAGGCUUGCGAGAAAGACAAGCGGGUGCACGUCGUGCUGUACCCACGUCAGGGAGAGACUCAUCGCGCGGAUUGGAAGGCGGCAGCUAGAGGAGGCGAGAGCAUUUGGCAGAAGGCGAGCCAGGCGAUGGCGGACGAGCAGUAUCCGACACUGCUUCCUGAAAUCUACCACGAGAAAGUGCUUAGACGUAUUGGCUGAGGUACUUUCAUAAUGUUGGCAUAGUCGAGAUUCGGAUGAGACGAUGGUCACAAUGCACACCUAGGAAGGUAGCCGGGUACCAUGGGUAGCUACAUAUUUUUUCUCAAUGUCUCCAAUACAGGCUACGGCAUUGAUACUUAGG
Molecule: messenger RNA, 1225 nt
Organism: Postia placenta MAD-698-R-SB12
Lineage: Eukaryota; Fungi; Basidiomycota; Agaricomycetes; Polyporales; Adustoporiaceae
Exons: 1
Coding region: 1-1083 (360 amino acids)
Source: RefSeq, a predicted model, not a curated record